AUGGCAUCCAAACGUUCCCUCCAAGACCCAGAAGAGCGGAAUCUCAAGCGCAUUAAAGCUUCUACAGCGCUGACCUCACUUGUUUCUCCAUGGUCAUUUGGCUGGCAGAAUUCGCUUGACAACCCGGGAUCUCUCAAAAGGUCUCUCAGGAACAAGCAUCGCAGUGGUCCCUCUGCUCCAACCUUACUCGCCCGAGAUCCAAUCACUUUCCUCAGCUUGUCAAAAGAAAUUCAGGACACUAUCUAUGGAUAUGUUCUCAUCUCACCUUCACCCCUGAUCGCCUGGGCUGGGAUGCAUGUAGAUGAAAUGGAGCAGUGGCAGCAUGAUGAAUUUGGUUACACCAAGGGUCCAGCCAGCCUAUCUAUUCCCCGUUACAUUGAGGACUCAAUAAUUGUCGAAAAAACUGCGUCUAGUUUACUCCGCUGCAAUUCUUCCAUCUCCCGGCAAGCCGCCAAGAUUUUCUACCGCAAGAACACCUUCCGCUUUUUCGGAGAAUAUACCUGGGGAACGGUGGUUGAGUGGCUCAAUGGUAUCGGCCCUGUAAAUCGGGAGCAUCUCACCAAGGUGGAGUUUGGCGUGAGAACACCCCAGCAUGUAUGGCAGCUUCCCAGUGGUGUUCGAACGCAGCUUGAUGAGGACUUUGCUGAACCCGCCCGCGACGAGAAUGAGAGGGAGCAGGUCUAUCCCCGCAGCCAUUUUUUGCAUCGCCCUCCGGGUGAUGACACGGAUGGCGUCGUUGAGAACAUCAACCCCGCUAUCGAAGACAUGAUGAGGCUCCUUGGGCGCUGUGACAGCGGGCCAAAGCUGACGAUCAGUAUGCUUUUGAGAUAUCGGGUAGUCCCGGGGGUAUCCAUUACGAACGAUCACUAUCCUUUUCGGCACUGGUUCGGCAUGGACCUGCCGAAUGUGCUAGAGUGCUGCCGUCACCUCCACACCGCUGGUGGGGAGAAGAAGGUUGCUGUUCUGUGGAAGAUUCAGGAGAACGUCAGGGCGUUUGGUGAGAAAAGACAUGCUGUGGAAGGGAGGGGGUGGGAGGUUGUUGGUGAGGUGGAGGAUGAGCUGGCUGCGACGAUUCCCGUACCUGAGCGGUUGAACUUUUGGGAUUUCAUGGGUAUCGAUACUUGGGUCACAUUGAGACGCAAGAGGAUAUAUGGUACUGUUUUGGCGGAUGACCCUUCUCCGCAUUCUUGGGCCGGCUGUUGA
Messenger RNA from Venustampulla echinocandica, 1203 nucleotides. RefSeq lists its product as uncharacterized. The record is from RefSeq and is a predicted model, not a curated record. The transcript has a single exon. The coding region runs from base 1 to 1203 and encodes 400 amino acids. Lineage: Eukaryota; Fungi; Ascomycota; Leotiomycetes; Helotiales; Pleuroascaceae.